AUGGCUUCCGUUCUACCGUUAUCCGAGGAACAGCUGCUGACUCUCCGCAACGAUAUCCUGCCUUAUAAGGAGUACACUGAGUACAGCCCUAUGCCCGCCUCUGGAGUUGAAGUGUCUUAUUGUUCGAUCUGCGGACUCCCGCAGGACUUUUGCGAGUUCGGACCGAGCUGGGAUAAAUGCCGCUCGAGUGCAGUAGCAGCAUACCCUCAGCUGUACCCACAAUAUCAAGGCGAAGGUGACGAGAAGGAUGCUGAUCAACACCAAGGAGAUGCCAAUAGUAGAAUUGUCGAUGAUUCGAAGAACGUCGAUGGUGAUAUCUCUUCGUUGGUCACCAUUCGAAAGCUCAUCCGUAGUAAACGUAAGAUAAUUACCAGUGUGAGUGGACUCGAAAGCUACGGUGUCGAUAUUCAACAAGCAUGUAAACUCUUUGCGAAGAAGUUCGCGUGUGGCUGUGGCGUGGUGAAGUCUACCGGUAGUAGUGAAGCUAUCGAGAUACAAGGUGACGUCGAGGAAGAUCUGUUCGAUUACAUUCUCGAUACAUGGGGCGAUAAGAUUCCUGACGAUGCUAUCACUUUUGGCAACGAGUCUACCAAGAAGGGCCGGAGCCGGAAGGGUGGUAAUCGUGGUCGCAAGGGUGCCACUAUGAAGAGGUCUGGCGCCGCUCUAGCCGACUAA
Molecule: messenger RNA, 675 nt
Organism: Perkinsus marinus ATCC 50983
Lineage: Eukaryota; Perkinsozoa; Perkinsida; Perkinsidae
Product: protein translation initiation factor SUI1, putative
Exons: 3
Coding region: 1-675 (224 amino acids)
Biological process (GO): formation of translation preinitiation complex; translation reinitiation
Molecular function (GO): mRNA binding; translation initiation factor activity
Source: RefSeq, a predicted model, not a curated record